Messenger RNA from Pleuronectes platessa (European plaice), 967 nucleotides. RefSeq names its product ubiquitin-conjugating enzyme E2E 1 (gene ube2e1). Gene Ontology annotation, molecular function: ubiquitin conjugating enzyme activity. The record is from RefSeq and is a predicted model, not a curated record. Gene Ontology annotation, cellular component: nucleus. The coding region runs from base 90 to 689 and encodes 199 amino acids. Gene Ontology annotation, biological process: protein polyubiquitination. The transcript has 6 exons. Lineage: Eukaryota; Metazoa; Chordata; Actinopteri; Pleuronectiformes; Pleuronectidae.
UUCUCUCCAAUACAGGUGUGUUCACAGUGGUGUGUCCAGGCGGCGGAGACACACACACACGCACGCACACACACAAAGAAAGGCUGGGUAUGUCGGAUGAGGAUUCCCGUACCAGCACCGGCUCUUUCUCCUCGUCGUCCUCAACUCAUCAGCAUCACCUUCAGCAACAUCAGGAGGAGGACGUGACCCCCCCGAAGAAACGAGAACGCAAAGCCAUCAUGAACAAGUCCUCCAAGCUCAUCUCCACCAGUGCUAAAAGAAUUCAGAAGGAGCUGGCCGACAUCACACUGGAUCCACCACCAAACUGCAGCGCCGGACCUAAAGGAGACAACAUCUAUGAGUGGAGGUCGACCAUCCUGGGCCCUCCAGGCUCCGUGUACGAGGGAGGAGUGUUUUUCCUGGACAUCGCCUUCACACCAGAUUACCCCUUCAAACCACCCAAGGUGACGUUUCGCACCAGGAUCUACCACUGUAACAUCAACAGUCAGGGGGUGAUCUGUCUGGACAUCCUGAAGGACAACUGGAGUCCUGCCCUCACCAUCGCCAAGGUCCUGCUGUCCAUCUGCUCCCUUCUCACUGACUGCAACCCUGCCGAUCCUCUGGUUGCAAGCAUCGCCACACAGUACACAACGAACAGACCUGAACAUGACAGGAUAGCCAAACAGUGGACCAAACGCUACGCCACAUAAUCACCAGAGGGGCGGCUGCUGCUCGGACGAGUCAGGGAUGCUGGGGGGAGGGGGGGGGAUUUUUAUCUCCGAAUUUAAGUCCAACUUUUGUUGUCAUUUAUUUUAUUAAAACUAUAAUCAAAUUUGGCAAUAAUGCGUUUAAUGUUUUUCUCUUGUUUUGUUUUGUAGCUUGAGCUUGAAGGAUGACUGUAAAUACUAAAUGUAAUGUAAAAACUGUUUGAUGAAACUUGUCACAGCAUGAUCCCCGAAAGUCCAUAUAAAUUCUCACAUGCAUUAAA